CAGACAGGUUUACCUCCCUACCUUCUGUUUCCAUUCUGACAGUGGCAACAUAUUGAAUAGCCACCAAGGCAGAUGCAUCAAUCCCAACUCAACAUGCUCACCCUAUCAAGAGUCGACGACAUACCCAACUGUAGCCCCACCGACGCACAACGACUGCCCCAGCGCAUACCCCUGGCAACGACGAACCAGGGGAGUCAACCUACAACCAAAUCAAACUCGGGACACGUCAAGAAUGAGCAUGUGGACAUUGGUAGCACCGUAAAUAAUUCUCAAGGCGCCUCAAAUACGCCCGAGAAAGCCGCAAGCCCUCUGCUAUCGAACAAGGGGCACGACGUGUCUUCAAGUUGCUAUAGAACCCCAAGGAUCACGACAGAUGCGCUAUUUGCAUGGCACGCUGAUUUCCCAGGUGGAGCAGCCAUUGGGAGCCGCGACUACAACACAAUUGAGGCAUCGAUUUUGCAUCGAAAAAGUCUCGGGCUUUCUGAGUCUGGCAAGACAGAUGCUGUCGUAUCUGUUCACGAUUUAGGUUUCAGCGCGGUACCUUGGUCAACACACCACUCCCGCAGCCGCAGUCCCAGCCAAAGCGAUGUCUUCGAUCAUAUAUCAUGCGAAGGAGAUUCAGCGCAGCACAUUCACUCAGCUGCGGAGAUAGAAGAUGAUAUUCGACACAGAAUAGAGAGCAAUCUUAGCUGGAGCGGAAUGGACAAGAAGGAAUACCUUCCAGUCGAUUCAUUCGAGAAGAUCUUCAACAUCAAAACCAUGAUGUCUCUCAUCAGGGCUCUCUACCAAGAUGCCUUUGAAGAAGAAAUCAUUCAUAAGGCUGGCCAGAUCUGGGGUGAUGAAACGGGCAGCCGGCGAAGAAUCGCCGCCACAUUGGUGUUCAUGCAGCAGACAAGCCACAUCGAAGACUUCAUCCAGGAAAAUAUCUUCGAUCACCACCUACCACUGUGCAGUGAGAUGAAGAGCAAGAAAGACUUCCGAACUCUCGGUGAUGACCGCGUCAACACGACGCUUUUCCAAAAUUGGGAGCGCGUUCACAUCGAUCUGUUCUAUGUUUAUCAGAAAAUAAUAUUCGUUCCUUUCUUAAGCAUGGGAAAUGAGACUCUUUGCUCAUAUGUUUUCGAUGGCGACGUUAGGCUUCCAUGGGAUAAGUUCGAGCAGAAUGCGGUCGGUGGACAUGGAAUAAUCUACAGGCUCGAGAUUCACCAAAGCCACCACGACUACAAAGGGAAUAAUACCCCGGGCCGACCACCUUGCUUUGCAGUCAAGGAGAUAAAUGGCGCUGACCACGAAUCCUACCGCAAGGAGCUUAGAGCCCUCGAACAAGCAUGUGCCAAGCCAUAUCUUGUCUUUGAGUGGGCAGAUGGUAACUUGGAGCAAUUCUGGAAAAAGAGACAGGUGGAGAAACUGCCCUUGGCGACAAAGUGGAUGGCUCGGCAAUGCCGUGGUAUUGUCAAUGCCAUUAAACGCAUUCAUGGACUCGCAACAUGGCAGAAGGACGAGAGGUCAUCAAACGUCAAUUCUGAAGAGGCGGUUGUUAAAGAUUGGGGCCGGCAUGGCGACAUCAAGCCGACUAACAUCUUGUGGUUUUCAACCUACGGAGAAUAUCGGGAUCAUCUCGUUGUUGCUGACUUAGGAUUGACACGAUAUCACUCCAGGCUCACAAAGUCCCGCGUCAUGAGAGUAGACGGCUAUACUGGAACCUACCGGGCUCCAGAAAUCGACCUUGGCAAUCCCAUCUCUUCCAAGUAUGACAUUUGGUCCCUUGGAUGUGUUUUUCUCGAGUUUUGCAUCUGGUAUUUACUUGGGUAUGAUGAUGUUGAGAAUUUCCAGAGAGACCGCAAUCUCAAUCGCUGGCCAGAUGAUGUGGAUGACAUAGGAGAGCCUGACCACGGGUACUUCGUUGCUUCGCAUAUACCCCAGGGGGGUAAACAAGCUGAGCUCCACCCAGCUGUACACAACUGGGUUGAAAGAUUGAGGGGGUUGGCCCCCUGUACAGGCUUCGUCCGAGAGAUGCUGGAUCUGAUCAUGAAACGAAUGCUCGUUGUUGAUCCUAAACAAAGAUACUCUAUCGACAUGAUUUCUACGGAACUUGCAAACAUUGAACCCUCGCUGCGAGAAACAUCUGAGAGCUUUGCCCCCUUGUCGGGUACUGCGAAAAAAACCUAUCUUUCACCGGAGCCAAAGUCUUCCAAGGUAAGUUAUGCCAUCGCUCUGAUAGAGGCAGUUUAAUAACUCUCUAUCCAUAGGGUCAUCUCCGAGUGCCAGGAUCUCCUGCAAGCUUGGUAACAUUCGCAGAAGGAAAUUGUGUCAUCCCUGAUAGUAUCAUGUCAAGCGUGUGUAGUCGACAACGAUCGCUAUCAAUUGAAUCUAACAAUGUGGACUCGGACGACGGUUCAUGGAACGACCGGAGCACGGCUGCGACCAGCGUAUUUGGUGAAGAACCAGAAGAUCAUUCACCGAUGCCGAAUGUCAUGAUAUCGUAGUCUAUCAUCAAUCAUAGGAUAUACACACUGUUCCGAUACUAAGGCAACGAUGACAAGAGGAUUAUGGAAACUGCGAGAGGUCGAUGCAUUUGUUGGCUAGACAGCGUCUGAU
This is a messenger RNA of Colletotrichum phormii, 2598 nucleotides long. Its product is annotated as kinase-like domain-containing protein. Bases 73 to 2232 code for a protein of 719 amino acids. Gene Ontology annotation, biological process: peptidyl-serine phosphorylation; peptidyl-threonine phosphorylation. The transcript has 4 exons. Gene Ontology annotation, molecular function: protein serine/threonine kinase activity; ATP binding. The record is from RefSeq and is a predicted model, not a curated record. NCBI's taxonomy places the organism in Eukaryota, Fungi, Ascomycota, Sordariomycetes, Glomerellales, Glomerellaceae.